AUGCAUGAUGGAAAACUGUCCUUUGAUGAAUUCAAAGCUUACUUUGCUGACGGAAUUCUGAGUGGAGAAGAACUGCAUGAACUUUUUCACACCAUUGAUACACACAAUACUGACAAUCUUGACACAGAAGAACUCUGCAAAUAUUUUUCCCAGCACUUAGGAGAGUAUGAAAAUGUUCUCUCUGUCUUGGAAGACUUAAACAUAACCAUACUGAAGGCAAUGGACAAAACAAAGAAAGACUAUCAGGAAGCUUCUAAUUUGGAGCAGUUUGUGACUCGCUUUCUUUUGAAGGAAACACUGAACCAGCUUCAGUCCCUCCAGAACUCCCUGGAGUGUGCCAUGGAAACCACAGAGGAGCAGACUCGGCAGGAGAG
Messenger RNA from Fulmarus glacialis (Northern fulmar), 374 nucleotides. RefSeq names its product N-terminal EF-hand calcium-binding protein 1-like. NCBI's taxonomy places the organism in Eukaryota, Metazoa, Chordata, Aves, Procellariiformes, Procellariidae. The annotation marks the transcript as partial. The record is from RefSeq and is a predicted model, not a curated record. Gene Ontology annotation, cellular component: cytoplasm. Gene Ontology annotation, molecular function: calcium ion binding. The transcript is spliced from 5 exons. Gene Ontology annotation, biological process: regulation of amyloid precursor protein biosynthetic process.